AUGAGUUCUUUACUCAAACUCUCUAGUACUAGUCUUAAGCCUAAAUCAGUUGAGUCACAACAACUAUACGCAUAUUCUGAAAUUAUUAAUCAUGCAUUACAUUAUGAGAAACCAAUAAUAAAUGAUAUUCUUAAAGACUUACAAGAUGGUAUUAUCCUUUCAAGAUAUCUUCAGAUUGAAACAGGAAAAGUAAUCCCAAAUAUCAUCAAAACUCCAAUCACACAAAAAGAUAAAGAAAAUAAUUUAAGUUUAAUUCUUGAAUUCAUUAAAAAUCAAAACAUAAAAGUUACUACUACUGUUCAAGACAUACUGAAUGGGGAACCUAAACCAAUAAUUACUCUCAUGUUUUAUUUAAUGUAUAGAUUUAGAUUAAAUGAUACUCCAGUUAGAAUUAUUGAUUUCUCUAAAUGGAUUAAAUGUAUAUUAAAAAUUAAUAAUCCUUUAUUUGACUUAAAAACUGAAUUUUCUGAUGGUAUUCUUUUUGCAAGAAUAUUAAAUUAUUAUAAACCAAAUAUUAUUGCUUAUAAUACUCUUACUAGAGAUAAAAUUAAAACAGUUUCUACUUGUUUACAAUUAGCUAAAAGUCAAUUAAAUAUUCCUAUUUUAUUAAGUGCACAGGCUGUUGGAGCAAAUCAAUUAGAUGACAAUUCAUUAGUUCUUUAUUUAUCAUAUUUUAUUAUAAAAGAUAAUAGAUUUGGACCAAAUGAUAUGAAAGUAGCAGAAAAAAUCUUUCUCGGGAGAAGAGAAAGAACUAAGGAAGUAAGGAGAGCUAAAAGAGAUGAACUAGUUGAAGAAUUAGAAAAGUUAAUGGAUAUUUGUCGUAAGAAUACUGAUGAAAUUGUUAAAGAUAAAAUAGAAAAACUACGAAUUAAUGUAGCAAAUAUGAUGGAAGGAUUAGAGAUGGUUGAAGUAGAAGAAGAUGAAUUUGAUGAAAUGGAUAAUGAUAUGAUAAUUCAAGAAUUAAAUAUUCAUAAGGGAAAAGUAGAUAAUAUGAUGCUUGAAGCAAUGGAAUUAGUUAAAGAAGAGUCAAGUACUCCAAUAGAAAUUAAGGGAGAAGAUUCACAAACUCUUGAAGAAUUAAGAGUUCAAAUAAAACAAAAAAUUGAAAAGAUAGAAGAAUUAGAAAAACUUGUUUCAGUAAUGAAAGAAAAAAAAGAAGAGGCAGAAAAAGCUGAAAGAGAAAUGAGAAUGAAAUGUCAAAAUGAAAGUACCUUAAUGGGAAUUAUAGAAGAAUUUGAAAAAAGUGUAAAAGAACUUAAUGAUAGAAUCAAAGAAAAGAAUCAACAAAUCGAUGAUUAUGAAAAAACUAUUGAAGAAAAUAAAGAAGAUUUUGAAGCAAAAGAAUUAGUAAUUCAACAAUUAAAGGAUGAAAUUAUUCAAUUAACAAAUACUGAACAAAAAUUAAAAGAAGAAGUAUCAGCUAAAGAAAAAGAGUUUCAAGAACAAAUUAAAGAAGUUAAAGAACAAAGUCAACAACAAAAUAUUAUUCAAAUAAAAGAACAAGAAAUAAUUGAUAUUAAGAAAAAGAAUGAAGAAGCAAUACAAUUAAUUCAAAAAGAAAUGGAAAAAGAAAGAAAUGAAUUAAGUGUUAAAAUAAAAGAAUUAGAAGAUAUAGUUUCAGGAAAAGAAGAAGAAAUAAAUAAAAUAAAAGAAGUGAAUGAUUAUAAAGAAAAAGAAAUACAACGGAUAAAUGAAAAAAUGAAUAAAGAAACAGAAAGAAAUAAUAAAACAUUACAAGAACUAAACAAAAUAAAAGAAGAAAAUAAUGAAUAUAAAAAUCAAAUCAAUUCAUUAGAAAUUGAAAUUAAAAUAAAAGAAGAAGAAAAAGAAACUACAGAAUUAGAAUUAAAAGAAAAUAAAAAAAAUAUUCAAGAAUUAAAAGAACUUAAGGAACAAGAGCAAAUUAAUAAAGAAAAAAAAGAAAAAGAGAUUAAAGAGUUACAAAGUAUUAUUGAAGAAUGGAAAGUAAAAGAGAAAGAAUGGAAAGAACAAUUAGAAAAGAGUCAAAAAGAAAAAGAAGAAAGUGAAGAAAAUAAUAAUCGAAUGAAGAAAACAAUUGAAAAGAAAGAAGAAGAGGUUAAAAGUCUUAAUCAAGAAAUUGAAAAAAUAAAUAAAGAAAAUGAAACUAUGAAAGAAAAAGUGAAAGAAUUAGAACGAAUAAAAGGAGAGAUUGAAGUUUUAAAAAUAAAAGAAAGUGGUGAUUCAAAUGAAUAUGAAAGAAUUAUUGAAGAACUAAAAAAAGAAAUAGAAACUAUUAAAAAUGAUAAUGAAAAAGAAAGAAAAACAAAUGAAAUUGAACAAAAAAAAAAGAAUGAAGAAUUCAUUCAAAAAGAGGAAGAAUUAAAUAACAAUAUUGAAAAGAAAAAGAAAGAAAUUGAGAAACUCAAUAGACAAAUAGAAGAAUUAAAACAAAAUAAUAAAAAGAGUGAACAAGAAAAUUUAGAAAAACAAAAACAAAUUGAUCAACUAAAUUUAGACAAAGAAAAAAUAAUGAAAGAAUUAGAAACAUCAAUAAUAGAAAAGAAUCAAAUCGAAGAAGAAAUAAAGAAAGAAAAAGAAAGAAAUGAAAAGAAAAUAAAUGAUAUCAUCACUUCAAAAGAUAAUAAAAUCAACGAAUUAAAUAAGAGUAUUACUGGACUUAAAGAAGAGUUGAAUAAAAAAGAAAAUAGUCUCAAUAAAAUUAAUCAAGAGUUAACUGAUCAAAUUCUUCAAAAAGAAGAAAUUAUUAAUACUACAAUAAAAGAAAAUGAAAACUUAAAAAAAGUAAAAGAAGAAAUUGAAAAGAAAACAGAAAAAGAAAUUAAUGAAUUACAAAUAAAAAUUAAAGAAAACGAUGAAAAAAUAAAUGAGAUUAAUAAGGAAAAAGAGGUUAUUCAAAAAGAAUUUGAAACAGAACUUGAUAAGAAAAAAAAUGAAUUAAAUGAAAUAAAAGAAAAGAGUGAAAAAGAAUUAAGUGAAGUAAAAGCACAAAUAGAAGAAAUGAAAAAAGAAAAUACUCAACUAGAAGAUUUGAAAAAAAAAUUAGAAAGUGAAAAUGAGAUAAUAAAAAAAGAAAAUAAAACGAAAGAAGAAGAAAAUAAAGAAAUGGGAUAUUUAAUUAAAGAAAAUGAAAAGAAAAUUGAGUCAAUCAAAAGUGAAUUUAAUAGUAAAGAAAGAGAACUUGGAACAAAAAUAAAAUUAAUUGAAAUGGUUAAAAAUGAAAAAGAUAUUAUGGAAAAAGAUUUUAAAAAAGAAAUAGACAAUAAAAACAUUGAAAUUAAGCGACUCCAAAAUGAUAUUGAAAAGAAAAAAAAUGAUAUUGCUUUAAUUAUUCAAAAAAAUGAUGAAGACAAAAAGAAAAGUACUGAAGAUAAAAAGAAUUUAAAUCAAGAAAUUGAAAAAAUAAAAUCUGAAAAAGAUGAUAUUCAAAAAGAAAAAGAACAAAUUCUUUUAGAAAAAGAAGAUUUAAAAUCAGAUUUUAAUAAAUUAAAAAUUCAAAUGGAAAAUGAAAAAAUACAAAUAAAAGAAGAACAUGAAAAUAAUGUAAAAAAUUUACAAAAUGAAAUAAAUGAAAAAAUAAAUCAAAAUAAUGAAAUUAAAUUAACAGUUGAACAGUUAAAUAAACAGAUAGAUGAAUUAAAACAACAACUAGAUGAAACUCAAAAAGAAAAAGAAGAAGAAACAAAAAAGUAUGAAGAGGUUAAAGGACAAAUUGAUAAUGCACAUCAACAAGUUGAGAGUAUUAAAAAAGAAACAGAAAAACAAAUUAAUCAAAUGAAAAAAGAAUGUGAUGAAAUGCAAAAAAUAUCAUAUGAAGCAAAAGAAGAAUUAAGAGUUCAAGUAGAAAGUGUAAAAAUGAUAGAAACAAAAGUUUCUACACAAAAAGCAUCAAACACUAAAUUAAAAAAAAAGGUAGAAGAAUUAGAACGAACUAUAGAAAAAUUAAAAAAUGAAAGAGAUGAAAAAGAAGCAUUUUGGGAAAAGAAAAAAAUGUGGUUGAUUGAAGAUGAAGAAGAUAAAAAAGUGUUAUUUAAUAGUCUUGCUUUAGGAAUUAAAAUGGUAAUGCCAAAAGAAGUUUUAAAAAUUGAUAAUACAAUGUUGUAUAAUGAAUGUAAAAGUAAAAAUGUUCCAAUCAAAGAUUGGUAUUCUUGGUUGUUAGAAACAUUAAGUCAGAAAAUGAUGUGA
Entamoeba dispar SAW760 is the source of this 4164-nucleotide messenger RNA. Its product is annotated as intracellular protein transport protein USO1, putative. Lineage: Eukaryota; Evosea; Mastigamoebida; Endamoebidae. The transcript has a single exon. The coding region runs from base 1 to 4164 and encodes 1387 amino acids. Gene Ontology annotation, biological process: actin cytoskeleton organization. Gene Ontology annotation, molecular function: actin filament binding. Gene Ontology annotation, cellular component: cortical actin cytoskeleton; plasma membrane; cell projection. The record is from RefSeq and is a predicted model, not a curated record.